CAUCACAGCUCAUCUCAGGUGACUGUGCUUUCUUACAGGGCAGAAGUUCAAUAAGGUUGGGGUUUUCAAAAAGGAGCAGAGGUGUUGCAUGGCCCUCCCUACUCUGGCUGUAUUCCAGGAGUCAUUGGUUCUUUAACAGCAUGUAAACAGGGGAAUCACACGUCCUCGAUAAUGUGCUAAUUGAAUUGAAUUAGCAUUGGUCAUUUUGUUUAUUGCAUAAACUGGUCCUAUCCCUCAGAGCAUCCUUUCAGCUGAAGAAUCAAUCCAAACCAACUCUCUAAGUUAACUGCAGGACAGCCCAAUAUUAUUCAAACAUCCAGCUAUCGAACCCACUCGUUCUCUUCUCUGGUGCUAUUUUCUGGCAAGGUGAUAUGAAAAGCACGUCACUUGCACUGCUGGAACACUUUCUGAUUUCAAUCUUAUCCAUGAGCCAUAGACCAAUGAAUGUCCUAUAAAAGAAUGCAAUGCAGUGCUCACAAUGGCAGUAUUGCAAAGACCGCUCCAUCCCUAUGCAAGCACUUGAAGACCAGCUACCUGUGAUUAAUAAUUAACCAACAAAGGUGUGAAAGAGAAGUAGCCUGUGAUGUCAGAGGCUUGAUAAGAAAUAGGCCUGUUCACUCCCACCUGUCUUUGGAACAGUUCUGGUGACUGGAGCCUGUAGGGAGAGACACGGGCUCCCUCGCUAAUCAACCUUGUGGAAGACAAGCCUACAGAUUCUUUAGGUUCGGGAUCAACUUCCAAGGAGCGGCUAUGAAAUCAGCAGUGCUUCUGCUGCUGUGCCUCGCCUUAGCCCAGGGGAUUAAGAGGGUGCCUCUGAAGAGACAGAGGUCGAUGAAGAAAGUGAUGCGGGAGAGGGGGGGCCUGUCUGAGUUUUGGAAGACUUUUCAGCUGGAUAUGACCCAGCGCAACGAUGCCUGCUGUAAGGCUGAAUAUUAUGGGGAGAUCUCCAUAGGGACCCCUCCUCAGAACUUCACUGUGAUCUUUGACACUGGCUCAUCCAACCUUUGGGUCCCCUCUGGUCUGUGUUCCAGCCAAGCCUGUGAAGCCCACCACAGAUAUAAUUCUUCUGACUCUGUGACUUACCAAGUCGAUGGACGCCCCUUCUCCAUUCAGUAUGGCACAGGGAGCCUGACUGGAAUCCUAGGGAUUGACCUGGUCACUGUGGAGGGGAUCGCUGUGUCUAAUCAGCAGUUUGGAGAGAGUAUGACAGAGCCGGGCAGCACUUUCGUCGAUGCAAACUUCGAUGGGAUCUUGGGGUUGGGGUAUCCGACCAUUGCGGCAGGUGGGGCGACACCAGUGUUUGACAACAUGAUGGCACAAAACCUGGUGGACAUGCCCAUCUUUAGUGUUUACCUGAACAGGAACCCGGAUUACUCCAGCAGUGGGGAGAUCAUCUUUGGGGGGUUUGACCCCUCACACUUCUCCGGGGAGCUGCACUGGGUUCCCGUCACAAAGCAGGGCUACUGGCAGAUCCUGGUGGACAAUAUCAAAGUGAAUGGUGAGGUAAUGUUCUGCAGUGGCGGCUGCCAGGCGAUUGUAGACACGGGCACCUCCAUGCUGACGGGACCCACUGCAGACAUCACAGCCCUGCAGCAGGUCCUAGGAGCCUCGUCCCUGGAUGAGGGGACGUAUGCUGUGGAUUGUGGAAACAUCAACGCACUGCCUGACCUGACUUUCACAAUCAACGGUGCUGAGUUCACGCUCAACCCGGCUGCCUACAUUGUGAUGGAGGAGUCUGGUCUCUGCACCAGAAGGUUCCAGGGUAUGGACACGCCUCCUCCAGUGGGUCCACUCUGGAUUCUGGGGGACGUCUUCAUUGGCCAGUUCUACUCCGUAUUCGACCGGGGCAACAAUCGUGUCGGCUUGGCCAAAGCCGUGCCCUGACCCCGGGGUGACAUCUGGAGAAGGAGAGUGGAGAGUGAUCGUGACACUCCCAGAAGUCAACAGCGGCUUAAAAUGAGUUAGAUGACUGCACUGCUUGUAUACAGAAACUGAUCCAACUUCUACAUGCUGAUUACUUGUGUGCAAUGAUAAAAAAAAAUA
This is a messenger RNA of Polyodon spathula (Mississippi paddlefish), 2043 nucleotides long. RefSeq names its product cathepsin E-A-like. The record is from RefSeq and is a predicted model, not a curated record. Gene Ontology annotation, biological process: proteolysis. The coding region runs from base 751 to 1884 and encodes 377 amino acids. The transcript has 9 exons. Gene Ontology annotation, cellular component: endosome. NCBI's taxonomy places the organism in Eukaryota, Metazoa, Chordata, Actinopteri, Acipenseriformes, Polyodontidae. Gene Ontology annotation, molecular function: aspartic-type endopeptidase activity.